Cynara cardunculus var. scolymus (artichoke) is the source of this 1173-nucleotide messenger RNA. RefSeq lists its product as uncharacterized. Bases 101 to 1030 code for a protein of 309 amino acids. The record is from RefSeq and is a predicted model, not a curated record. NCBI's taxonomy places the organism in Eukaryota, Viridiplantae, Streptophyta, Magnoliopsida, Asterales, Asteraceae. The transcript is spliced from 7 exons. Gene Ontology annotation, molecular function: zinc ion binding.
AGAUGAGUGCCGAGACCACGUACCAGUAGUCGGUUCCAUGAGCUGACGGCUUUUCUAUCACCAUCUUCUUCCCAACCAAAUUUCAGGUUAAAAGUUGCUAAUGAGUGGAGAAAUAGAGCUAGAAGCAAGGGGUUCAGGAAACCCUAGCGAUACAGAUCCUCUACUUCAGAAUCACCAAAAUGCUGGUUCUGGUUCAGCGGCGGCCGCCUCGGGCUAUAGUGAAAUAACGAAUGAAGAUGUUGAAGCUGGAUCGAUAGCCACUUGUCGUAUUUGUCUUGAAUGCGACGGGGAGGAAGAUGACGAUCUGAUAUCUCCAUGCAUGUGCAAAGGCACCCAGCAGUUUGUGCAUCGUGGAUGCCUUGACCAUUGGCGAUCUGUCAAGGAAGGGUUUGCCUUUUCACAUUGCAUGACUUGCAAAGCUCAAUUUCAUCUUCAAGUUGUUGAGUUAAAAGACAACUCCUGGCGCAAAAUAAAAUUCAGGCUAUUUGUUGCCAGGGAUGUUUUCCUUGUAUUUCUGGCCGUACAAACGGUGAUUGGGCUGAUGGGAGGUCUUUCAUAUAUUGCUGAUAAAGAUGGCUCUUUCAGAACUUCUUUUAGUGACAGCUGGGACCGUAUAUUGUCGACGCAUCCUAUACCAUUCUACUACUGUAUAGGGGUCCUCUUCUUCUUUGUGUUGCUUGGCUUUUUUGGGCUCAUACUACAUUGUUCAUCUCUCAAUAGCGAUCCUAGAAUGGCUGGCUGUCAGAACUGUUGUUUCGGGUGGGGAAUAUUGGACUGUUUUCCUGCCUCGAUGGAAGCGUGCUUUGCUCUGGUUAUCGUUUUUGUCGUUAUAUUUGUCAUUCUUGGUAUCGCUUAUGGCUUUCUUGCUGCUACCAUGGCUAUCCAAAGGAUUUGGCAGAGACACUACCACAUCCUCACCAAAAGAGAACUUACCCAGGAGUAUGUGGUGGAGGAUCUUCAUGGGCAUUACACCCCUCCUAAACUGGAUCCAGAACAUGCGGACCGCCUAAGGAUGCUUAAGCUUUUGUAAGUCUUUCAUAGAAAUGAAUACCAGACGCCUGAGAUGAUAGUAAUAAUAAUAAUAGUAGCCUUUGUUUCUUCUAGGUUAAAAACCUUCAACUGCUGCUUGUAUCAAGUUCUAUAAGUAACAAAGAAUCGUAAAAGGAAUGCACC